AUGUUUCAGGCACCGAAGGCAUCUGAUAUUGACGACAAGAUGAAACCAGUGAAUCGGAAUAUCACAAAGUUGACUGAUUGUUGGGUAUGUCACAAGAAGCCAGGUUGUUCCAGCGAAUAUUGCUUCGUGAAUCCUGGAGAUGGCAGCUCCCACAUCCCACUCUCAUUUCCAUUGCUUGAUUGUUGGGCGUCGGCGAUGGAAAAAGGCCCUGAGUAUGCGACACUUGAAAUGCCUCCAAAUCAUUCCCACUUCAAUAUGGUACCAGCCAAGUUACUUGGUCAUCAAUCACUAUUAGCAGCCUGUCACCAACAACAACAAGCCAAUGAGCAAGUAAAUAAACUGGCAGAAACACCUGCCCCUGCAUCCAGUGGGCCUGUCGUCAAUGUCAAUUUCCCUCCCAAGCUGUUCCAAGCUAUUCGAGGCCUUUCCGAACCUAUGGCACCUCAGUUUACAAUGCCAAAUCUUGCCCCUGCUGUAUAUUCUGCUCUGUCGUUGCUAUCUCCUACACAACUUAAAAAACUCCUUGAACACGGCUUCAAUUCUUCACACUCUUUGUGCCAUGUGACCAUUGAUGACUUGCAGAAGGCUGGCCUGCUUUGUGGGGAACUCGCAGAACUGAAAGAUGCCAUCUCGCAAUGGUGUGGGGAGUAA
Molecule: messenger RNA, 651 nt
Organism: Suillus subalutaceus
Lineage: Eukaryota; Fungi; Basidiomycota; Agaricomycetes; Boletales; Suillaceae
Exons: 3
Coding region: 1-651 (216 amino acids)
Source: RefSeq, a predicted model, not a curated record